Fukomys damarensis (Damara mole-rat) is the source of this 9175-nucleotide messenger RNA. RefSeq names its product transforming acidic coiled-coil containing protein 2 (gene Tacc2). The record is from RefSeq and is a predicted model, not a curated record. Bases 138 to 8699 code for a protein of 2853 amino acids. Gene Ontology annotation, biological process: cell population proliferation; mitotic spindle organization; cerebral cortex development. NCBI's taxonomy places the organism in Eukaryota, Metazoa, Chordata, Mammalia, Rodentia, Bathyergidae. Gene Ontology annotation, cellular component: cytoplasm. The transcript has 22 exons.
GGAGAAAGGCUAAUUAAAAAGCCUUUAAAGGCUUUUUGAAAAGCACACUUUCCCUGGGCCACAGACUCCGAGGUCCAGAGCGUCCCCAAAGUGGCCUCUGACAAAAUUCUGAGGGACACUGGGCACCCUGCGUCACCAUGGGCAACGAGAACAGCAACUUGGACCACCAGAGGACUUCAUCAGCUCAGAGUCCAAGAUCCGUGCAGCCACCUGGGGACAAGAAGGGGAGAGAUUCUCCCAGAAUCCCUGACAGUGGGGACUUGUCCAGUGCUGGGCUUGGAGGCUCCCGCUCCACUUCUGAGAGUGCUGCCGGCCCAGACCCGUGCAUCGUGUCCCCAGAGGUGACUGAGCCAAGGAAACACCCACAGGAAGCCAGGCGUCCAGAAGGAUCUCCACUGUCCAGCCCAACACUGGCCUGGGAGCAGAAGCGCCCCUUGACCCCCAUGCCCUUCACUGAGUGCCCUCCAGAAGGUUGCUUGGCAGGCCCAGCAGCAGAACCUGAAGAUGCUCUCACCAAGCAUCCAAGGAGGGACCCUACUCCGAGUGCCCCAGGGAACACCGUGGCAUUUACCCCUGAAGGGGACAGUGUGGCUGCCGAAGUCUCUGGCUCUGGGGGAGACAAAGAGAUGAAGGCAGAGGGACAAAUUUCUUCUUCCUAUGGUUGCAUUGACCAGUUGCCAGGAAUGUCACCUGCACCUCCAGGAGAGCCAAGGAAGGAGCUGCUAUGUUCAGAGGGUCACUUAGAGUCCCAAGGGAAAGAGAGUAUAGGUGGCUGUUCCCCUUCAGAAUCCAGGCUGGAUGUGGCUUCUGGACAAAUAGUCCCCAAGGCCUCUGCUUCUGCCCACCCAGACAAGGACAGCUCAGCUGGCCUAGUGGAAUGUCCCCUAAAACCCAAGACCGUGGUCCCACAAGAUUCAGCUCCAGGAAGCUUAGACAGAGAAAAGGGCCGAGUGGAGGUGCCACCUCAGCAUUUAGCCAAUGACUUGGAAUUCCGUAGCUCCUGCCAUUCCCCUGGGAGCAAUUCAGGGGCUGCCUAUGAAGCUGAAGCUGCUGCUUCCCAGGAAAGCUGCCCGCAGCGGAUGGGAACCCAUCUUCUCCACAGAGAGCUGCCCUGGGACCCACUGAGUCCUGCCCCAGUACUGGGGAAGGAAACUCUGGGUGCCAGUGGUGCUCACAGUCCCUUGCACACAAGGAUGAAAGGGGUAGAGACCCAUCACGUUGCUCCCAUGGCAACAGGUGUCCAGGUAGAUGGGAGUUCACUUGGGAUCCCUGAGCCUGUCCCACAUAACCUGACUGAAGAAACACACCCAGCAUCAAGCUCCGCAGCUCAUCCAGCCCCUGAGAUCCCUGCUACCACAAAAGGGCCCAGUUCAUUGGCCAGGGAGAUGGCUUCCAAAGCUGAAGGGCCAGUUUCUGUAGAUUUGGUCAAAGAGCUGAUGGAUGCAAGGACUGCGGGACUGGAAAAUUGGCCAUCAGAUCUUGGAAGAGAGCAAGAGCAUUCAGAAGCAAGCCCCGGAGAGGUUUCUGCCUCUUCACCCCAGGAGAGGGCAGAGCUCUGGAACUGGGAGCAAAGCCAUGCAGUCCCACAAGGGGUGAUGCUGUCCUCUUCUUCUCCUGGGGCUUCAAGUAAAGGUACCGGGAGCUCAGUGGGGCCAAAGGAGGGAAUCAAGGCCCCCGAGGAUACUGGAAGCCCAAAUGUGGCUAAAGAGAAAAGCAGAUGCCAUGGAGACAACCCUUCAGGACCAAUCAAAGCCCAGGAGAAACAAGCCACAGAGAAACCUGGUGCUGUGGGUCCUGGAAACCUGGGGGGAGAAGAGUCUCAAGACUUUCACUGCAAGCCCUAUCCAAAGGUGGUAAAAGAUGAGGUCUCAAAGCCAGAUGAAGAUUUAGAGAACACGAUGUUUUCCAACUCAGAUUCCAGAAAGGGAGACACUGGACACGUGGACAGGUCUGACUCUGGGUCAGCAGGGGCAGCAUGGCAGGUGGCAGCUGAAACCCAUGUGUCAGACACAACCAUCUCAACCCACAAACCCCACGAGAAGGACCCCAUCCAGAAGCCAGCACCAGAUGGUAGUGGUGAGCAUGCUGUUCCCAGAGAAGCUGUCAGGGAGCAGCCAGGAUUACUGACCAAAUGCCUGGACAUGCUUCAAGAUAGGGAAGGACUGGGAAAAACAGAGUCUCCUUCUGGUUUAAAAUCUGAAAAAUCAGAUUUCCUGUUGAGUUUUGCUGCAGAGGGCGUGACCAAAGCCCAGGAGGUGGAGCACACUUUGGAAAUAAGGAUGACAGGCUGCCCAUCCCCAGAGAAGCCCAGCAGCUGUGACACUGAGGGCUUCUUAACAUCCCCAGGCCAGCCUGGUGGGCCAGGGCAAGAUGCAGCUGGACAGGAAGCUCAUGUCAGGGUGCCACACACCCCUGACGGGGAGAACGAAGCAGAGGACUGUGGGCUCACCACUCCUAGCCUGAGGCAAGAUUGUCAGGGAAACCUGUCCUGCCCAGGGGACAGCUGGAUAAGAGGAGCUACAUCACAGUGUCCCCCACUACCUUCUGAAAACCGACUCCCACCAUCCCAACUGGACUCAGAAGCAUUCAUUUUUGAUAUUCUCAGGGAGAGGACCCCACUACCUGCAAAUGGGAAAGAGGCUCACUCAAGUGCUCUAGGGUUUAAGAACCAGGGUGCAGAGUCUUCCCAAAUCCAUGUACCCGCGGAGCCUCAGGUGGAUGUGAGCUUACCCACUCAUGGAGGAUGGGAGCAGGCUUCUGGGUCACAGCUUCAAAGUCAGCUACCCAAAGGCAGUCCUCCAAGUUCAACUCCCAAGGACAUGACUCUGGAGAGUUCUCCACUGGGGCAGUCAGAAUUGUCAACCUCACUAGGACAGAAGUUGCCUAUAUCAGGGGAAAAUGAGCAAAAGGGAGUAGUAGGCUGUGAUGGUCAGCCUCCUGCAGCAGACACCUUAAAAGAUUCUUCUCCUGCAGAGGACUUUGGUAGAAAGGAAAGUGGCUAUGCUGGGCAGGGACCAAACAAGUCCCAACAAGAGCUGGUUGGUGCUUUGAAAGCGGGCAGCCAGCAGGAAGAAGCAUGUCGCAAGGAUGCAGGAGUUUCUGAAGCAGCUGACGCCUGGACCCCGCCCCAGGGUUUGGGUAAGACAGAGAUGGCAAGUAGAGACACAGUGGAGGCCCCGCCUUGUCCACCUGACUCAGUAGCUCUCCUGGAUGCAGCUCACUGUCUGCCAGCCCCAGCACCCGCCAGUGCCAGAAUCACACCUACCCAGGAUGCCUCAGAGAAACAGGCACAUGAUAAACACCAGGAAGACAGUCAGGAGCCAGUGCCGGCCCUGCAGCAGGGAAUGCAGUGCCCAGCCGCCAUGGAUGCAGAGGCCCCAAAGCUUCUUGAAAGUUUCCCAUCAGCUAGGGAGCAAGGUAGUGAAGGUGGAGCUGCUGACAGUGAUGGAAAUGCCAGUGAAGGAGGCCCCCGGAUGCUGCAGGCUCUCAGAGAACCGGAAGCUGCUCAGAGCAGGGCCUUCUUUCCUACCGAGCACUGCUUUAUGUCCAGGAAAGAAGCUUCUACCCUGGGUGAGCCCUGCCAAGCUGAGCAGCCAAGGUGCCAGGGUGCCUCGCUAUCAGUCAGAGAACUGGGUGGGACCCCCAGAAGCACUGCAGGUAUUUCUGCCUGCCAGGCUGUCCCUGACCCAGAGAGGCCACUGCUGUCCAGGUCACAUGAAGAGGCUGAUCCUGACACCCCUUACCUGCAGAGUGAUGGUGCUGCUGCUGGGAAAGGAGCAAAAGACAGUAUAGUGAAAGCCGUUUCCUCUGAAAGCUCCUGCCCCAAAGAGGAGCCCUUGCUUGCCCUUGGAAAUGCAGCCCCUGAGAAGCUGCCUGCGGGCUCCCUUCCCUCGCCCUUGCAUUCAGGAGCUGCAGGUGGAGAAAUCCCUGCGGUGCAGCCCACCAGUGAAAGCCCCAAAGCUGGAAUCACUGAACGACCUGUGGCCUCCGUGCCCUACCUGGACAGGAUGCCUCUCUUGGCCAUAGGUAAGCAGACGGCAGGGGAGGAUACAGUGGCCACAGCUCCAGACCCAGGUGCCAGAGCGUGUGAGAUUCCAGUGUGCCCUGCUAGUGAGGAUGGCAUGGUGGCCGAUACAGAAGGAGAGAGAGCAGGUGGUGGGGAGAGGAUAGGAGAUCCUUCCCCAGAUCCAAAGGGGGACGUAUCCUGUAGUGUGGAUGCAAGCUCCAAGCAGACCGGCAUGAUAGCUGGGCUCCCUGACUUCAGAGAGCACAUCACCAAGAUCUUUGACCAGUCUGUGUUUGGAGCACUGGCCACUACUGAUGGGCCCCAGAGUACACCUGGUGAGAAGGCAGGGUCUGGGGAAAAUGUGGUAGGCAAGGACCUUGCCAUACCUCUAAAUCCAGAAAAUCGUCCAGAUGGGACUCAAGGAGUGGCCCCUACCCUUCUCCUUGUACCUCCUGCUGGACUCUUGGAGAAGAAACAAGAGUGGGCUGUUGAGGCUGAGAUUUCCCCUCUGGUUUCCCAGCAUCCAGUUCCAGGCAAACUGCUGGCUUGGGCAGGACCAGCCUUGGAGCAGAACCUGCCAGGUGCCCAUGUUGAGGAGGCGAUGGCCUGUAUCCCAUCAACAGUGAGAAGCGAGAGGCCAAAGGGGUGUGAGGAGGCCUGGCCAGGCCUGGGAGCCCAGGCUCACUCACAGCCUGAGGAGAGUGGGCAGAAACUAGCUGCAGGUCUUCCCUCACCCGUGAUGGCUGAUCAGGGGAUGCCUGUGGAAGGAAUCAUGGACUCCAAGGUGGCUCCUCUGAGAAGUGGAGGAGAGGCCUUGGUUCACCUUGACCGAAUUCCUUCUGGAGAACAGCACCUCGAAAUGUCAGCCUGUGACGACCAACACAGAAAAGAUGGUCCCCAGGACUUUGCUCACCCAGGGGGUCCAGAUGAUGCGCUGGGAUCCACUCGUGCCCUUGAAGCUUCUUCUCCUGGUAGGGAUGUGUUGAUUAUGCCUAAGGCUAACAGUGAGCCUGCGACCCCUCUCACACUUGGGGGUGGGAAGAGGCCUGAGGCUGCUGCCACCAUCUUGGAAAUGCAAAAUGCUCCAGGCCACAAAAGCACCCCUAAGCCACAGGCUGGAGAAGUGUCGCCUGCUCCCCUAGAGCCCAGCAAAGUGUCAGGAGCUGCUGGGGAAGCUGAGAGUGACAUCACAUCCCCCACAGCUGAGACGUGGGCACAUGGAUCUGGUGACCUGCCUGAAACAGGUACUACAAGGGUGUUCUCCGGGGUGGCUCAUGGCUCAGAGCUGCCAGGAAGCUAUCAGGACCCAGAAUGCUCUGACAGGGCUCAGAUGAUGGAGGACGCAGUCACCCUGCGAGGGGACAGCCUGGCUGGGCACCAGGAGACCGAGGAGCUGCCGAGGCCUGAGCUCCCCACUCCUGCUGGGCCCAAGAAGAUGUGUGUCUCCUCAGAACCAGACAAAACUGGAGUCCCGAAGCUGCAACACUUGGCUCCAGAAGAGCUCCACGCUGACAGGAGGAGCCCUGGACCUGGCCAAGCAACCUUACCUAUGGUUCCUGAGGAUGUUCUGAGAGACGCUUCUUUAGAUGAGGCUAGAAGUGCAGGAGAAGUCAAAAGCUCACCUGAUGAUGAUGUCAUCCAGCCGGCUGCCCCUACAGACGUGGAAAACCCACCCUUAGCUACCUCCUCCCGUCACAGUGAUGCUGUUGGCCAGGUCCUGACGCAUCUGACAGCCCAGAGGAGUUCGGACUCUGAAGAAGCCUUUGAGACCCCAGAGUCAACAACCCCUGUUAAAGCUCCACCAGCCCCGCCCCUGCCACCCCCUGAAGUUAUCCCAGAGCCUGAGGUCAGCGCCCCACCAGCUUCAGAAGAACCAGGAUGCAGCUCUGAGACGGUCCCGGUCCCCGAUGGCCCACGUAGCAACUCUGUGGAAGGAAGUCCUUUCCGACCCCCACACUCCUCCUCUGCCGUCUUCGAUGAAGACAAGCCGAUAGCCAGCAGUGGGACGUACAACUUGGACUUUGAUAACAUUGAGCUGGUGGAUAACUUUCAGAGCUUGGAGCCUCGUUCCUCAGACUGUAGGAGCCAGGACUGUAAGGUGAGCACACGCAGGAAGUCUACGGAGUCUGUGCCCCCCUCCAAGUCCACGCUGUCCCGCUCGCUCAGCCUUCAAGCCAGUGACUUUGACGGUGCUUCCUGCCCGGGCAGCCCCGAGGCUGUGGCCCUUGCCCCAGAUGCCUGUAGCACAGGGUCCAACAGUGCUUCUAGUACUCUCAAGCGAACUAAAAAACCGAGGCCACCUUCCUUAAAAAAGAAACAGACACCCAAGAAGCCCACGGAAACCACCCCAGUGAAAGAGACCCAGCAAGAGCCAGCUGAGGAGAGUCCCAUCCCCAGCGAGGAGCAUCUGGAAUCCGAGACAAAGACGGAGCCGGCCACGGCCGAGGGCUCUGGGUCUGUCCUCCCGGAGGAGACACCCCUGGAACCUGCCGCUGUGCCCAAAGCUGCCUCUCCUCCAGACUCAGACUGUGUGGAGGGAGCCUGUCCCUCAGCUUCCGGAGGUGGCAGGGUGCAGAACUCGCCUCCCAUUGGGAGGAAGACGUUGCCUCUUACCACGGCCCCUGAGACAGUGGAGGUGACCCCUUUGGAUAGUGGGGGGCAGGAGGACUCCCCAGCCAAAGGGCUCUCAGUGAGGCUGGAGUUUGACUAUUCUGAGGACAAGGGUAGUUGGGACAACGAGCAGGAAAAUCCCCCUCCUACCAAAAAGCUAGGCAAAAAGCAGGUUGCCAAAAUGCCCCUGAGGAGGCCAAAGAUGAAAAAGACCCCUGAGAAACUUGACAACACGCCUGCCUCACCUACCAGAUCCCCCGCUGAACCCAGUGACAUCCCUGUUGCUAAAGGUACCUACACCUUUGAUAUUGACAAGUGGGAUGACCCUGAUUUUAACCCUUUUUCUUCCACCUCAAAAAUGCAGGAAUCUCCCAAAUUGCCCCAGCAGUCAUAUACCUUUGACCCAGACACCUGUGAUGAGUCUCUUGACCCCUUUAAGACCUCCUCUAAGACCCCCAGCUCACCUUCUAAGUCCCCAGCCUCGUUUGAGAUUCCAGCCAGUAUUGAAGCCAAUGGAGUGGAUGGGGAUGGGCUGAACAAGCCUGCCAAGAAGAAGAAGACGCCCCUGAAGACGAUGGUUGAAGAUGUGAUGUCUGUGUGUUCUCUGUUUGACACAUUUAGGGUGAAAAAGUCGCCAAAACGGUCUCCUCUCUCUGAUCCACCUUCUCAGGACCCUACUCCAGCUGCAACACCAGAAACACCACCAGUCAUCUCUGCAGUGGUCCACGCAACAGAUGAGGAAAAGCUGGCAGUCACCAGUCAGAAGUGGACAUGCAUGACUGUGGACUUGGAGGCUGACAAACAGGACUUCCCACAGCCCUCAGACCUGUCCACCUUUGUAAAUGAGACCAAAUUCAGUUCACCCACGGAGGAGUUGGAUUACAGAAACUCCUAUGAGAUUGAAUAUAUGGAAAAAAUUGGCUCCUCCUUACCUCAGGAUGAUGACGCCCCGAAGAAACAGGCCUUGUACCUUAUGUUCGACACGUCUCAGGAGAGCCCCAUCAAGUCUCCCCCAGUCCGGAUGUCAGACUCCCCAACGCCGUGUUCAGGGUCAAGUUUUGAGGAGACUGAAGCCCUUGUGAAUGCUGCAGCAAAAGUCCAGCAUCCUGUCACACGAGGGCUGGCCACCAGCCAAGAGCCACACUUGCAAGUGCCAGAGAAAUCCUCCCAGAAAGACCUGGAGGCCAUGGCCUUGGGGACCCCUUCAGAGGCAAUUGAAAUUACAGCUCCUGAGGGCGCCUUUGCCUCUGCUGAUGCCCUCCUCAGCAGGCUGGCCCAUCCUGCCUCUCUCUGUGGUGCGCUUGACUAUCUGGAACCCGACUUAGCAGAAAAGAACCCCCCAGUAUUUGCUCAGAAACUUCAGAGAGAGGCUGCUCACCCACCAGAUGUCUCCAUCUCCAAAACAGCCCUGUACUCCCACAUCGGGACCUCCGAGGUGGAGAAGCCUGCAAGCCUUCUGUUCCAGCAGCCAGACCUGGACUCUGCACUCCAGGUUGCCAGAGCCGAGGUCCUCACCAAGGAGAGAGAGGUCUCAGAGUGGAAAGACAAAUACGAAGAAAGCAGGCGGGAAGUGAUGGAAAUGAGGAAGAUCGUAGCUGAGUAUGAGAAGACGAUCGCACAGAUGAUAGAGGAUGAACAGAGAGAGAAGUCAGUGUCCCACCAAACAGUGCAGCAGCUGGUCCUGGAGAAGGAGCAGGCCCUGGCCGACCUGAACUCUGUGGAGAAAUCUCUGGCUGACCUUUUCAGGAGAUACGAGAAGAUGAAGGAAGUCCUAGAAGGUUUCCGCAAGAAUGAAGAGGUGCUGAAGAAAUGUGCACAGGAGUAUCUGUCCCGAGUGAAGAAAGAGGAGCAGAGGUACCAGGCCCUGAAGGUGCACGCAGAGGAGAAACUGGACAGGGCCAACGCUGAGAUUGCCCAGGUUCGAGGCAAGGCCCAGCAGGAGCAAGCUGCCUACCAAGCCAGCCUGCGGAAGGAGCAGCUGCGAGUGGAUGCUCUGGAAAGAACACUGGAGCAAAAGAAUAAAGAGAUAGAAGAGCUCACCAAGAUUUGCGAUGAACUGAUUGCCAAAAUGGGGAAAAGCUAACUCUGAACCAAAUGCUUGGACUUGACUGUUGCGUGCAAUAUGACCACUGGCACACUGCCGUCCCUGGGGUUACACGGACAGGUUCUGUUUUCACUUUUCGUAUGCACUACUGUAUUUUCUUUCUAAAUAAUGUUUGAUUUGAUUGUAUGCAGUACUGAGGAGACUAUCAGGAUUUCUUGCUAUUGGUUUGCAUUUUCCUAGUAUAAUUCAUAGCAAGUUGACCUCAGAGUUCCUGUAUCAGGGAGAUUGUCUGAUUCUCUAAUAAAAGACAAAUUGCUGAUCUUGGCCUUGCCCUUUGUACACGAAUUCCCAGGGUGAGCAGCUUUUGAUUUAAUAUGAACAUGUACAGCGUGCAUAGGGACUCUUGCCUUAAGGAGUGUAAACUUGAUCUGCAUUUGCUGAUUUGUUUUAAAGAAUGCAUGUUUCAAGUAAAAUCUUCUAUUGUAAAUAAAUUUUUUUCCUUUGGAUCUUGGCAA